This is a messenger RNA of Closterium sp. Yama58-4, 555 nucleotides long. The record is from the annotation of a GenBank genome assembly. Lineage: Eukaryota; Viridiplantae; Streptophyta; Zygnematophyceae; Desmidiales; Closteriaceae.
AUGGCUGUGCGUGACUUGAAAUCUCAAGGCGCCACGUCAGCCUCUGUGCUGGCGGGGUACGAGCAGUGGCACACUGACGUGGCGGGGCGGGUGUGUGGUAACCAGCAGGAGCUGAUGAGUCGCAUGGAGGCAGUGGAAGCACUGGCGGGGAAGGUGUACAAGCGCAUGAACUGGACCAGCAGCGUAGUCAAAAGCAACCUGCAGCACUUGAGGGCAGCUCCCAGCCUAAGGAUGGAGAUGGAGCAUCUACGGAAUCAGCUUAGCGCCGUCACGCGCAGCUACGAGGGGCUUUGUGAGGAGCUGGAGGCGGCGGGGCUGGAGUUUGAUUGCGAGAUGGAAGAGAUUCGCAGAAUUGAUGGGGAUGUGGCUGCUGAAGUUGGUGUUGAAGCGAGGGAGUUUGGUCGAGGAGUUUCCGGCCAUUCUGAAGAUUUGUCGAGUAGUGGUGAUUGUCAUGAUAGUGGGGCAGGUUUUAGCAGCCAUGAAGGCCAAGACAGUCGAACACAUAAUUCAAGCGGAAACCAAGAAUCGUUAAGUACGUCUGGACAACUACUGUAA